AUGGGACCUUUCCUGACUCACAAGACAAGCAACAGGUCCAGAACUCACGUUUUCCGCCCAUCCGCUUUCAGUUUCCCAUCGGUCGUCAACAAAGGCUGGAAUCGGAUCAGAAGCUCAGAAGUGCAAGAGAUUGGAUUGCGUAUUGCAUUGUUAACUCGGGUUAGAGCAAGGAUUGAAACAACUGGCAAAGCAAGAGCACUUACGAUAGUGCCUGCAGAAAUUGCAUAUAAUAGAGAAGAGUUUAUAUCAGGAGGUGGAAUGAAUACCCGAGAAAGGUCGACCAAGUCCUCUAACAGAAGUUGGUCAAAUAGAAUAUUCGAGUUAGGAGUUUGA
Striga asiatica is the source of this 333-nucleotide messenger RNA. Lineage: Eukaryota; Viridiplantae; Streptophyta; Magnoliopsida; Lamiales; Orobanchaceae. The record is from the annotation of a GenBank genome assembly.